AGCCAUUGCAGCAGGCUUGUGGUUGAUGUAGAGCGAGCAUUGACGGCCGGUUGUGUUGGUGAGGUGUGUGAGAACAUCUGCAAUGAGAAUCGUGAAACUACAUCGUGUUUGACACUGUUCACCCGAGUAACUGUGUAGAACUAAUGUGACGUUACACAGCUACGCUCGAGCCGGCCGGAGUCCCUUUCCGUGGUUCGGCAAGGGAGCCUCCGAGAAGGCUCCGAGGGGCGCUUGGGAUCUUUUGUUCCUAUCGGCAUUCUCGCUGCGCUCAACGCCAUGGCGCACACUCAGCCGAGUGUAAACUGCAGUCUGGAUGACAUCGACCUCAAUAGUCUAAAGGACCCUGCUGGUAUAUUUGAACUAAUUGAAGUGGUUGGAAAUGGCACCUAUGGCCAAGUAUACAAGGGUCGUCACACAAAAACUGGACAGCUUGCCGCCAUCAAGAUUAUGGAUGUCACUGAGGAUGAAGAGGAAGAAAUUAAGCUAGAGAUUAAUGUUCUGAAGAAGUAUUCUCACCACCGCAAUAUUGCCACCUACUAUGGGGCAUUCAUACAGAAGAGCCCACCGGGCAAAGACGAUAAGCUUUGGUUGGUCAUGGAGUACUGUGGUGCUGGUUCAGUCACAGAUCUUGUCAAGUCAACCAAGGGCCAGUCAUUGAAGGAAGAGUGGAUUGCAUACAUUUGCAGAGAGAUCCUCAGGGGCCUGAGCCAUUUGCACGCCAACAAGAUUAUACACAGGGACAUCAAGGGACAAAAUGUCCUGCUCACCGACAAUGCUGAAGUAAAGCUUGUGGACUUUGGAGUAAGUGCUCAGUUGGACCGUACAAUAGGACGGCGUAACACAUUUAUUGGAACCCCUUACUGGAUGGCUCCAGAAGUGAUUGCUUGUGAUGAGAACCCAGAUGCCACAUAUGACAACAGGAGUGAUCUGUGGUCACUUGGAAUCACUGCGCUGGAAAUGGCAGAGUCGCAACCUCCUUUGUGCGAUAUGCAUCCAAUGCGGGCACUAUUCCUGAUCCCCCGGAACCCGCCACCUCGGCUCAAGUCACGCAAAUGGGCAAAGAAGUUUCACAGCUUCAUCGAGACUGUGCUUGUCAAGGACUACCAGCAGAGACCCUACACAGAGCAACUGCUCAAGCACCCGUUCAUCAAAGAUCAGCCCACCGAAAGACAGGUGCGUAUCCAACUGAAAGACCAUAUGGACCGAUGCCGUAAACAUAAGCGCUCAGCCACGGGAGCAGGAGGUCCCAGGGAGGUGCCAGGAGGGCCCGAUGAUUACCGCUACAGUGGCAGCGAAGGUGAAGACGAAGAUGGUACGGCGGGUGAGCCAGGCUCCGUGGAGCCGGCACAGCGUGACUUGACCCUGAAGCGGAACUUUCAGCAGCUACAGGCUCGGGAUGGUACACUCACUUCUCCACAACAGCAGCAGCAGCAACCAAGCAAGCCUCCCGAGCUUCCUGCCAGGCCACCACCAGUGCCACCACAGAGGGUUAUAGUGGUGCCCGAUCCUCCGCCACCCAGCAAGCCAUUGCCACCAAUCCCCGUGGAGGAAGAACGCAAGCCGGCUACACCACCACGCAACCAUCAGGCUGGAGGAGCCCGCGGAAGCUCCUCAUCUCACCAGCAGCCCCUGCCGCCUCCACCAAACAGCAGAGGCCCCAACCGAAGGCCUGAGGAGCUGGAAGUGUUAGCGCAGCAGCUGAAUGAGCUUGCCCUGAGUGGUGCUGGGGGACGGGGCUCAAACGGAGCGCGCCUGGCACCAUCGCAGAGGCUCAAUGGCGCCCAGCCCAGGCCACCUGCUUCCUCCGAGAUGGUGGGCUCAGACUCUGACGAAGACGAUGGCCUCAUCCAGAAUGAUGGCACUCUGCUGGCAUCGGACCCACCGAGGCCCUUACCUCCGGACGGCUACAACCAGGAGACUCUGCGUUGCCUAGCCUCCGAGGACCCUCUGUGCCAGGCCCCCAACCGACCUCUGCCUCCUACACCGGACGAAGAGGAAGGUCGCAACGAUGCCACGCUUGUUAUGCGCAGGAUACCAAGCAACAGCAGCGGCAGCAAUGAACAGAGGCAUUCAUCAUCUGCCGGAAAAAAUGAUCACGGUAAGGUGCCCACAACCAGCAGCGCAGUAGCAGCCCCCAGCGCCGGUAGCCGGCGAUCUGAAGAGCACCCACGACGGUCCAGUCACUCCCAGCAACAGCAGCAGCAUCGACCCAAAGAACGACCACGAGAGAGCAAAGGUCGCCGGAAAGAGUCAUCUGCAUCAGCGACUACUGCGGCUGAAGUGGCCGGCCGACAAGAAUCGCGUCGUCCCACCGAGCGGAAGCAUUCGCAGCAACUUCCAGACCGCACGGAUCGCAACCCAGCGGCAGUCGCCGAGUGGCUCAUGAAGCACUCUGGAUCGCCAGCAGUCAGGUCAUCGCUCAACUCCUCCUCUGGCGCAACCAGUGCUGAAAGGCAGUCACGACGUGAGGCAGCAGAUUCUGCAAAUUCAAGUGGUGACGCUGCCCUCUUGCGAGAGGAGACAAGUAGUAAGGGCAACCAUGAUGACCGACUGGGACGGUCAGACCUGUCCCAGAGUUCGUCGGGAAACCUGUCCAAUGCUCGGUCGAGUGGCGAGCUUCCAGAUUUGCUGCCACGUCAUGCACAGCAGCGCCAACAGGACAAGUCAACAUCUGACGAGUACCGACAGGCUCUUAACCCACCGGCUCCACCUCAGUUGCAGUUGCAACAGAAGCAACGCUCCUUCCUGGCAUUUGGCUUUAGUGCGGGUGGGGGCAGCACAACAGGGGGUGGGGGCCCCCCAGCCCCAUCUCCUCGACGGGAGUCCCACGUCAAUGUCAACGUCACACCCACCUCGCAUGAGGCAGUGAGCACCACCCCGGAGAUCCGCAAGUACAAGAAACGCUUCUACUCGGAAAUCCUCUGUGCAGCUCUCUGGGGGGUGAAUCUGCUGAUUGGCACGGAGAAUGGCCUGAUGCUGCUGGACCGCAGUGGGCAGGGCAAGGUGUACCAGCUCAUUUCGCGCCGGCGCUUUCAGCAAAUGGAGGUGCUCGAAGGCCAGAAUAUCUUGGUCACCAUCUCGGGCAAGAAACAGCGUGUGCGCGUCUACUAUCUUUCCUGGCUCAAAAGCAAGAUCCUGCGCACCGAUGCGCAAGUUGAAAAGCGCAAUGGCUGGAUAAAUGUCGGAGACCUCCAUGGUGCAGUGCACUUCAAAAUAGUGGUGUGGUCAAUUCCCCAACACGAUCUAAAGGAGUGGGAAAAUACCUUUCGAAUUUGGAGUGGCAACGUGAAGUACGAGCGCAUCAAGUUUCUGGUGAUAGCGCUAAGGGACAGCAUUGAGAUCUAUGCCUGGGCACCCAAGCCGUACCACAAGUUCAUGGCGUUCAAGUCUUUUCCCGAGCUGAUCCACAAACCUCUGGUGGUGGACAUGACCAUCGAGGAAAACAUUCGCCUUAAGGUGGUGUAUGGAUCAAGCCAAGGGUUUCAUGCAGUGGAUUUGGACUCAGGAGCUGUUUAUGAUGUUUACAUUCCUUCCCAUUUCCAGGAUCGUGCAGCGGGGAACCAGGGCCAGAUUACCCCCCACACCAUUGUGACUCUUCCAAACUCCAAAGGAGUUCAACUACUGCUCUGCUACGACAAUGAAGGUGUCUAUGUGAGCAUUUAUGGCCGAGUCAGCAAGAACAUUGUCCUGCAAUGGGGAGAAAUGCCGACGUCAGUUGCAUACGUCGGCACAGGACAAAUCAUGGGCUGGGGCAACAAGGCCAUUGAAAUUCGUAGCGUCGAGUCUGGCCACCUGGACGGCGUGUUUAUGCACAAGAAGUCACAAAAGCUCAAGUUUCUCUGUGAACGCAACGACAAGGUGUUCUUUUCGUCGGCCAAGGGGGGCACCUCCUGCCAGAUCUACUUCAUGACGCUGAACAAGCCAGGAAUGGCUAACUGGUAACCAUGGUACCAGCAGGCCGCCUGUUAGAGCCAGCAGGCAUCAAAAGGCGUAGUUUACAAUUUCCCGUAAAAAAUGUCUCCAGUCAUCCUGCUCGAGCAAAUGCAGCAGUUUUUCCAUCUUUCUGGAAUCGGUAAUUCAGUCUUGGAGAACAAUUGAUGACUUUUUUUUCUCCUACUAUAAUGGAAGUUAGGGCUCAAACUAAGCAAAUAUUUCGGCUGCCAGUGGCAAUUCAGGCCAUUCUCUAGCCUCAGGCAAGCUGCCCUCUGUCAACGCUUUGCAGCUGCCUUCGGUGGUGACGUACUGCGUGUGCAGUUCAUUAAAGUCGCUUUCCCCCGAAGUUACUCAAUAUAGCUGCACUACAAAGAGGAAUUGUUUAGCCUCGCCUAGUCCUAUUACAUAUGAUAUUUUGUAUUUUCACUUACGAGUACCACGCAUUUCAAGCCUGAUUGUGCUCUACGCAGCCUUGCAGUGUGAUACUUUUAUUAAGUAGUUUAAUCAUUUCACCUUCGUAAGUUAAUUUCAUGUUAAUUUACCUUUUGUUAUUUUCUUUUUGCCAUCCACCUGGCACACGGUUUAUGCAACUCAAAUUAUGAGUAUGAGCAAACAGAUCUAGUAUCUUACGAAGAUUUUUUUAUUUUCCUUUAUCAUUUCUUUAUCUUUGCAGUGUUUGAAAUGCUAUCUGUGUGUACUUAGCAGCAUUUCUGGAACAGUGCAGUGUUUUGCAGAGUUGUAAAACUGCUGCAUUUGCUGCAGUGUGCUUACUUCUGCCUGGACUGCAAUUCGCUUGUCACAGCCUAGUGACUGUCUGACUUUGAAUGUUCUCUAUUUUGGGGCCAUGUCAUGCUUCUGUCGUGUUGACCAGCUAGCAGCCCCGAGGUGUGCAACUGGCUGUGCCGUUUUGGCGUAGCCUGCUGUUAGCGCCUUCUGCAAGCUCUUGCUGCUCAUGAUUCACUGUUGAUUUGUCAAACCCAGACUUAAAAAGCGAUUUUGCCUGAGGGAUGCACUGUGUUCUCUAAGCGUAGCUUCAGUGGCUUUAAAACAUGAAAAAAUAAACAGGCGACUGCUGCUGCGGUCUUGUUGUGGAGUUGGCCAUGUCACAUAGUGCACAUAGUUACGGUUACAUAUCUACAUUUUUUUGUUUGUGCAAUACUCCUCUUAGUCUAUCUGAGCAGGUGGGCCCUGUACGCUGCUUUCCUUUACACUGCUUGUGUCAUUUGUGGUCCAAGGCAUGGUUGCUCCUAAGUUUUCUUAUAUACAUAUUAUACAUACAUAUUAUAUACAUACAUAUAUAUAUAUAUAUAGCAGUGGCAUGUGAAGGCUGUUGUCUCUUCAGCUUUUGGUCAAUGUCGUGACCUGUAUUUAUCGUGUACAGAAUUUAUCUAUUUAUCAUCCCAUGCUGAAGGGAGGGGAAAGACUUGCUUUCACCCAAUAGCUGUUCGCUGUUUGGAUGUUUGUUCUUUCUUUAAGUGCCACUCGACAAACAAAGCAGUUUGUGUUCUCUUAGCAUAGUGCCCUUCGUGACAGUGCUUGACACAUCUACACUGGCAGGCCUGUUUCUGGAGUGUGCAUACUAAGGGCAUGGUCUGAAAUGCAUGGAGUGAAGUGGGUUGCUGGAAAUAUAACAUGCUUUUGUCUAGGUGGUGUGCAACUGGCAAGGGCUGCUAAUAUAAACUUAUUUUGUGCAUUUGUCUCGCUUCAACCAGUAGGUGCUUAACUAAACACCUGGAAGCGUAGGUACUUUUAUUUAACAUGGCAAUGUGCUCUGUCUUUUAAAAUGGCAUUGGCUGUGCAUUGGAUUACUAUUGCUGGCUGUAUUUGUACAGUCUGCUCUUUUCUGUGCCGCCUUGUCUUUUAUAUAUAUAUUAUGGCAGCAGAAUAGACAGUUUCUUACAUUGAGGUGAACUAUGAAAUACACCCACGAGGUACUGGGCAUGAGCUAAGCACUCAGGCAGUCAUUGUAGUUGGUAAUAGAGUAUGAUGUACAUUUUGUUUGCUCAAAAUUUCACAGUCACUGAAGAAAGGGGGAAAGAAACUAGGUUUCUACCACUGGUGAGCUUAAGAAAAAGUUAUUGUACAGGUGCUAGUCUAACACCCUCUGACUUUGCUCGUCCCAUGCUUAUGUGUGCACAACCACAGGCAUAUCUGUUGCCCAACAUCCACACAAAUUAUCAUUGCAUAUUUAAACUUGAACACGACCAUUACAUUACCUUAUAGCUUGUGGCAGCAGCAACAGCUUCAAUGAACGGGGUGGCUUUGAGGGCCCAUGCUUUGUUCCAGCACCGUUUUCAUUUUGGGUUGAAAUCAGCUGAAAGAAUCGUGUAUCCUAUUUGUCUGAUAAGGCCUUGUAGUUGCUCAAUGUGACCUAGCUGGUCUAUUCAAAGCGAGCGGCUGGGCACUGUUUCCCAAUAUCAGUGCCUCCUUUAAGCUUGGCUACCACCAGUGCGUCUGUGUGCCAGCACUUGGCAUGAUGGCAUGUGCUGUUGAUUUACCUACUUCGCACCAGUUCUUCACAAGCUGCUCAUCUGGAGCACCGUGCUGCCUCAGCCCUCUUCCUCUUUUUUGUAUUUGCUUUGCUGUAAUUUGCUAUGGUGUUUAUAUAACGUCUGGAUACUGCAAGCUUUUGUAUAAGUGUCCGGUGGACAAUAAGUUACCACAGCUCUGUAAUGUUCCUUGUCUUCAUUUUAUUUUUUUAUUGAAACAAGUCCUCCUUCAUUUCAUGCUGGAGAUGGCAUAUGUUGACCAUGUGGAUUUCAAAAGAAUUUGUUUUCUCACUGGUUAACCUGUUCAUGCCCAUUUAUUUCUUUUUAUUCCUCACGUGCGUGCCCACUUCUUCCUCCCCUUCCUUUACAUAUAUAUAUUUUUUUGUUUAUGUUUGCAGUUUAAUGGCUUUGUUUUGUUGUCCUAGUUUAUUGCAAAGUAGUCAGUGUGACCGUGGAGCUAUAUUUUGUAUAUAUUGACAAAAGCUCCUUUUGCUUAUAGUAGGUUUAAAAUGGCGAACAAACUCAUUCAACCGCAAGCGGGAAGGAAUAUUGUCAAAGUUUAAUCAGCGUUUACCACAGGCUCACUGCAAUGUCAAUAAUAGUGCCAAAGCCUUCCCCUACCCCCCCCCCCCCCUCUUUUUUUUUUUUUUUUUGUUACGGGGCUCUUGUUGCAAGUGGCACUUGAUCCCUCUGUGCGUUUAUUAGUUAGUUUUUUUUUUUUUUUUCGUGCGUCCUGCACGUGUCAGAGGUGCGUCUGAUAGUCAACUGUACGCGAUGAGAAAAAUGUGUGUCCAUGUAUAUAAACAUAUGCGUAUGUGACAUGAUUUACGAGUAAUUGCAUCCUUUUGCAUAUCUGCUUUCUGGAGCAUAUAUGGUACUUUAUAGAAAACUAAUAACCUUUAGCAUAUUUAUGGCUGACCACUGCACGACCGCAGAGUUUUGGAAAAAUGUCAAGUGUGUGCACGCUCAGAGGUUUCCCCCUUUAUGCUAAACAUAAGAUACGGCCAUGGUGGUAUUUCCGGAGUUUUCUCGGACAAGUGGUAGGGUGUAGUUGGCAUUUCACGUGCAGGCAACGCAGCCAGUCGUCAGCAUCAGAUACAUAAUCAGUGUUUCAAUCUGGCUGCGUGCAGUGUAGCUUUGCGAUCGUGCUGUGUAGAGAAAAGGUGGAGCGAACCAAGGUGUACAAUGGUAGACCCAUAUCUGUUGAGCUACUACUUCACAAGUGUUUGACCAGGGCUAUGUAUACUGAAUGAUGUGUCAUAUAAGCCAAUCUUUUGCAAGGCGUUAUCCCAGGAGAACUUUUUUAAUGCAUCCUUGAGAAAGAUUUAAAAAAAAAAAAACACACAGCGACUAUGUAACAUACACGUGCGAUUUUAUAUGUUUUAGUGAUUCUGUCAAUAAAGUUUUACAGAUUUUUC
Messenger RNA from Rhipicephalus microplus (southern cattle tick), 7840 nucleotides. It is a transcript of the gene msn, whose product is annotated as serine/threonine-protein kinase msn. Lineage: Eukaryota; Metazoa; Arthropoda; Arachnida; Ixodida; Ixodidae. Gene Ontology annotation, cellular component: cytosol. The record is from RefSeq and is a predicted model, not a curated record. Gene Ontology annotation, molecular function: ATP binding; protein kinase activity. Gene Ontology annotation, biological process: protein phosphorylation.